Syngnathoides biaculeatus (alligator pipefish) is the source of this 2807-nucleotide messenger RNA. Its product is annotated as protein Z-dependent protease inhibitor-like. Gene Ontology annotation, biological process: negative regulation of endopeptidase activity. The record is from RefSeq and is a predicted model, not a curated record. The transcript has 6 exons. The coding region runs from base 137 to 1297 and encodes 386 amino acids. Gene Ontology annotation, molecular function: serine-type endopeptidase inhibitor activity. Lineage: Eukaryota; Metazoa; Chordata; Actinopteri; Syngnathiformes; Syngnathidae.
CGUACUUGACGAUGAUCCGCAAUUUGUGAGCCAACGGGACAGACAAAAGACGCCCGGACCACCGCAAGAAGAAGUAGUAGAAGAAGAAGAAGAAGAAGAAGAAAGCUUCUCGCAGCUGGACUUCCCCCCGAGCGACAUGUCCGCCGCCCCUCUGGUCCUGUUGGCGGUCCUCGGCCUGGCGCUGCCGACGGGCUGUCUGCCGUCCGGCGACGGCGACGACGGGGACCCGACCUCCGCCUUUUCGACGCGCUUGUAUCGGACGCUGGCGAGCCGCAGCGACGACAACGUCUUGCUGGCCGCGGGGUGGGCGGGGCGCGGCCUGGUGGCGCUGCUCCGCGCCGCCAACGGGACGACGCGGGAGCAGCUGCGGGCGGCGCUCGGGUCGGACCCCCGAGACCUCCCGGAUCCGUCCCCGACGGCGACGAGCGUGCCGCCGGACGGCGCCGGCCUCAACCUGAAGGGGGGCUUGGCCUUGUUUGUUGACGGCGGCGCGCAGGUGUCGGCGUCGUACGCGGCUCUCGUGCAAAGUAAGUUCGGCGGCGUCAUCAAGAGGGUCAGCUUCGCCGCGCCGCAGGAUACCGCCGACGCCGUCAACGCCUGGGCCCGGCAGCAGACCAGCGAUCGGGCUCGGGACCUGGUGGCCGGACUGGACCCCGGCACGCGGCUGCUACUUGCGACCGCCGCGUCCUACCAAGGUGGCUUCAGUCAGGCGUUCAACGUCAGCGCCACUCAGGACGAGCGCUUCUACGUGGACAAGUACCACGUGGUCAGCGUGCCCAUGAUGUUCCGGGCCGACAAGUACUUCCUGGCGUACGACCGCUCGCUGAAGGCGGGCGUGCUGCGUCUCCCCAUGGCGGACGGAGCGGACACCCUGGUGGUGCUGCCCGACGACGGCGUGGACCUCGGCGACGUGGAAGAGCACCUGACGCCGGAAAAGAUCCGGGCCUGGAUCGGGCAGCUCAAGAAGACGAAGUUGGAGGUCCAGUUGCCGCGCUUCCUGUUGGACCGUUCCUACUCUCUGACGGACGUCCUGCGCACCCUGGGCGUCGCCCGGGCCUUCGGGGAGGACGCCGACCUGAGCGACGCGGGCCUUCCCGGAGGCGUUGCCGUGUCGGAGGUUCUCCACAAAGCCUCGGUGUCGAUGGACGAGAGCGGCGCGGGAGGCGGGGCCGCCCCCGUCUUCUCCAGUCCCCCCCCUCGACUGACCGUCAACCGACCGUUCCUCUUCGUGGUCUACCAUCGGGCCGGCGCCGACCUGCUCCUGAUGGGGCGAGUCCGCGACCCCACCAAGAAAUAAGUCGCGCUCACCCGCUAAGGUUGAAUCCGGGCGACCGGACUCCAAACGCAACUGCCGAAGCCUCUCAAAACGUCCCCCGUUCCAUUCGUAGCGCGACCUCAACGAUCGGCAGGCCAGUCUUACUCGCUGCUUGCUUAGUUGCGAUCGCUCACAGGAAUUCGAUAAGAAACUCUCAUGGAAGGCCAAACGAAGCAAUUGGAGCAAAACUUGCUGCGGUGGUUCCUCUACUUACCAAAUGAAUUGUUUCCGCAAUUUCUCAAAAGUAGAAGCGCGUUUGACAUGUAAAUGGCCUAAUCCGUUCCAAGUCCCACCGACCCCACCAAAAGUAAGCAUUCAAACAUCGUGUAAAGAGGAACAUAAAUGAUGUUCCUCUUUACCUUUGGCCUUGGGCACAGUGAAAGGCAUCGCGGGGCGCGGGGGGAGGAGGCAAACCUUUGACAGCCGACACAAAACACGUGUACCGAUGUAGGCGCGCGACUCCAUUGCACGAACGUUUCUUGGGGUCGCUGGUAAAGAAAAAGGAAGAAACUUGCAAAAAAGUUGGACUUUACCGGCGUGCGCUAGCGUGGGAGUCGGUAACAGUCGAGUGUCCGAGGGAAACGCAAAGCAUCAUGGGUAUACGUCGAUGUCCUUCUAGCCUGGGAGGUAGCCAACGGGAGAGCGGCUCUCCAGAUCCACGAUGUUUACGUUUGGUGGAAUUUGGAGGCUGCCCCUCUUUUAUCCUUUUUGGAGCUUGAAUUUCCUUCGUAACUGGAGACAAUUUUUUUUCCGAGGAUGCCAAUCGUAAGCUGAAUUUUCCGUUACUGGAGACGUUGGUAAGUAGAGAUGCCACUGGAAGUCCAAAAAUGUCAUUUGCAUCUUUGGCAAAAAUUUUGGCCCCGUUCGAAUUCGCCCCCCCCCCCCCCCCCACCUGCCAACAAUUCCCAUUUUCAUGUGAUUUUCCAAAAGUCUGCUCAAAUGAUCGGGAAAUGGCCCUCGCAUUCCUUGAAAUGGGAACGCCGGCGCCAUUCUCGCUUCCAUCAUGUUGGCGUCUGAUGAAAGAGGCCACCAGGUCCAAAUUGCGGAUCGAGACCGCCGGCACGACGGAACCGAUUGCCAUCGUUCACUCCUUCCUUCCCAGCAAAUGACAACAAAGACGCCACGCCCCCCCAUUCCAGUGGCCCACGUGGGGACGAUCCGGGCCCGGCGCUUCAGGUGGCCCAUCUAGUUUGGAAGGGAAAACGUCGUCCACAAACCAAGAGCGUCAAGUCGCCUCCAUUCAACCUUUGCGGGUCGCCGAGACGUCCCGCCGUUACGUAACAGAGAAGGCGGGGCGAGUGUCCACAAGGGCGGCGCCUGCGAGCGCUCAGCCUACUUACCUUUAGUCGCCACUUUAUUAGGCACACUUACACCCCGCAUGCGUCACCGUUGUUUAACGUCGUUCUCUGGAAAAAAAAAAAAAAAAAACGUAGUGUUCGCUCGAUUGGUUAGGGUUAGGCCGUCGGCGCCACAAUAAAGUUUUGGAAUCCGG